AUGUUUCCCGCUGAGAGUCAGGAAGACGAUGACCCGAUCACCGCAUCAUACGAUAUAUUCAUAACCGACUCGCAGAUCCGACGAUUACUCCUUCAAUACCCCGACCGCCCCGCCGACCAGCCGUACAAUGACGCUAUGGGACAAAAACCGCUCGAAUUUCGAUUAAAGCCCAAAACCGGACUGGUAGAAAUAGACAUACCUAUAGACACGGUGGUAAAUUACGAUGAAACAAAAGGUCUAAGAUACGGCAAUGCGUUGGCGAAGAGCCGUAUCACGCAGGAGAACGGAACGCAUGGGAUGGCGGGGGGAUUUAAUACAAAUGGGGGCGGUAUUGGGAAACUAAAAUCGGAGCCCUCUAUAGCUGAUGAUAUGAAUGUUUAUAUGGAUCUGGAUGACGAUGAUAAGAGGGCGGGGGUUAAGAUGAGCACACAGGUUUUGGGGGGUAGGAUAAAAAAGCCCGUGGAUGGUGACCCGGUUUAUAUGCUGGCUGCUUUCAGGGACAAUGAACUUCAUCUCGCACCUUUGGAGGCCGUAGUACAGCUUCAGCCCCAGCUACAUCAUAUAGAUGCCUUCGACGAAGUAGCCGUGAAGAGCAAGGCUAUGGCAAAAGCCAAGAAAGAUAUGGACGAUGAUUCCACCAGCAGAAGCGCCGCGAUGGAAGCACGAGCAAUCGAUAUGAAAGUCAAAUCUGCGGAGUCAGAGGGCGCCAGGGCAGUUGGAAACAACGAGCUACUGCUCAAGCUCUUUCAAGACGAGAAGUGGGAGAAGUACAGAUGGAUUGACGAAAAUGACCAAGAAUCAUGGGAUAAAUACGACGAAUAUAUGUUUAAUGAGGGCCUGGAAGAGCCCGUUCAGCUCCAGUCAGCAAUCACCACGGAAGACUACCUGGACAGCAUGAGUGCCCCGAGGGUUGAUCCCACCAGGCCGGAAAUGACUGGCUGGGCUAUGAAGAGAAGACAGCAGAGACGGAGGGCAAGCAGUAGCUAUAGGAAGGGGAGGCAUCAAACUGAGGAUGAUGUUGACGAUGAUAUAUUCGUGGCCCAGAUAUAA
Messenger RNA from Microsporum canis CBS 113480, 1050 nucleotides. Its product is annotated as DNA-directed RNA polymerase III complex subunit Rpc37. Lineage: Eukaryota; Fungi; Ascomycota; Eurotiomycetes; Onygenales; Arthrodermataceae. Gene Ontology annotation, cellular component: nucleus; RNA polymerase III complex. The transcript has 4 exons. The record is from RefSeq and is a predicted model, not a curated record. Gene Ontology annotation, biological process: DNA-templated transcription. The coding region runs from base 1 to 1050 and encodes 349 amino acids.